CCCGACGAAUCGAAAUAUGAGUGCGGUGCGUGUGUACAAGAGUAUAUACAUGUGCAGACGAUCCGUCCCGCGCGUAGUUAGAUAAAAUCCGUUAGCAUGAUAAUUUUCUCGUAAAAUCGAUAUAUCGAUAUACCGUGGUACAGCACUUGUGGACGCGACACAUUGUGAUUACGAACGUUCGCGAAUCAUCAUGACAGGGACCACCGAGACACUGAUACACGCGCGAAAAGAGGGCUCAGGGGUGAACAUGUCGGUGCACUUGUCGGAAGACAAAGCCUUCGAAGCUAAAAGGACACAAUGGCGGCAGUGGUUAGCGUGUAUUUCUGCAACCCUUUCGAUGGUGGCUGUCGGCACGGUAUAUGGAUGGACAACCACCUCUCUGUCACGUUUGACAUCAGGCGACCCCGAUGUGCCCGUGAAACUCACGGACGACGAGUGUUCGUGGAUCGUUUCGUUAACGGUGAUCGGUUCGAUGAUCGGCCCGUUUCUGGGAGCCUGGUUCGCCGAUCGUUUCGGUCGUAAACGGUGCCUGAUCCUGUCGAGCGUCUUUUACAUCAUCGGCUGGAUAAUCGUGUUGGUCGCGAGAAGCGUGGUGGCGUUGUACGUGGCUCGAGUGAUCCUGGGUAUAGGGGUCGGUAUAUCGUACACAGCGAAUCCGAUGUACAUUUCGGAAGUGGCUGACGUGAACAUCAGAGGCGCCCUGGGUACACUGAUAGCGGUGAACGUAUUCACUGGCUCGUUGUUCACCUGUAGCAUAGGUCCUUGGGUGUCAUAUCGGGUCCUAGUAGGUGUUCUUUUAACGAUACCCAUCCUGUUCGUCGUGAGCUUCGUCUGGUUCCCCGAGACGCCUCACUUCUUGGCGGCUAGAGGCAAGAAAACCGAGGCUGCGAAAUCGUUAGGGUUCUUCAAGGGUAUCCACGACAGCACGGAAGCGAAGAGGGAAUUGUACUUGGUUCUGCGAUUGUCGUCGGACAAUCAAAAGAACCGUCUGUCGGUGAAUUCCACUCAAAACACAACGAUAGACAAGCACACGUGGCUGGUCAGGUUAAAGACGAUGUGGCUACCGACUAACCUGAAGGCACUGAAGAUUGUUCUCGGCCUGAUUGCCGCCCAGCAACUUAGCGGGAACUUCAGCACCAUGCAGUAUCUGCAGGUGUUGUUCGAGAAAUCGGCGAUCGGCAUCGAUCCGAAAAUAGCGACGAUUCUGGUGUUGGUUGUGGGCCUCGUUUCCGGUGGUUUGGCUACCGCGACGGUGGAAGGAGCCGGGCGAAGACCGCUUCUGAUUCUCUCCAGCUUGGGAUCGUUCGUCACUUUGGCCGUGCUCGCGAUCUAUCUUAUGCUCGAGGCGAGGGGUGUCGACGUUUCCGCGGUGAAUUAUCUGUCUGUGGUCGAUGUGAUCGUUUUUCAGAUUGCUUAUCAGAUCGGGCUCGGCACGUUGACCAACGCGCUCAUCGGUGAACUGUUUCCUGGCGAGGUUAAGGGAACCGCCGGCGCUAUUGUUACGGUUUUCGAUGGGAUACUGGGUUUUACGGUCUCGAAGUUAUACCAGGUUAUCGGGGACAGUUUCGGAUCGCAUACGGUUUACCUCUUUUUCUCGGUGUCCUGCUUCCUCGCGUUUCUAAUGGUGGUGUUCUUUGUGCCGGAAACGAAGGGCAGGACUUACAAUGAGAUUCAAGUGCUUCUUAGCGGGGGAAACCCGACGAAUAAACGAGUGGAGGAAGAUGAGGACGUUUUAGCGUGACUACGCGUGAAACACGUUAUUUUUGUAUAUGAUAUAAGAUUUCUAAUUUUUUAGGUCUAUUUAUGUAUUAGUA
This is a messenger RNA of Dufourea novaeangliae, 1814 nucleotides long. Its product is annotated as facilitated trehalose transporter Tret1-like. Lineage: Eukaryota; Metazoa; Arthropoda; Insecta; Hymenoptera; Halictidae. Gene Ontology annotation, biological process: transmembrane transport. The record is from RefSeq and is a predicted model, not a curated record. The coding region runs from base 191 to 1741 and encodes 516 amino acids. Gene Ontology annotation, molecular function: transmembrane transporter activity. The transcript has 3 exons. Gene Ontology annotation, cellular component: membrane.